CCGGACUUGGAGCUCAAGCAAAGUACAGUUCUUCGUUGAAAGUCUCUCGUCUCUUUUCCCCAGAAAAAAAAAGCAAUUGAUACUUCUUUUUUUAAACAAAAUGCGAAGAAGAUUUCUAGAAUGUUGACGAGAGCGCUUCGGAUUUUGAAACCCAGGUUAUUUCUGGGAAGUUUGCUACAGCGUCGAUCGGUUUGUUUCUCAGCUCCGUCGCCGGCGUUUUCUACCGGAGCUAUUUCCCGUACGACGGCUGAGAUUGACGCCGAUGAAGUUACUGCGUGCUUGGAUCCAGCUGAAUCGGUGACUAAGAUUCCGGUGAUAAUGCCUGGUAACCUUCAGCCACGUGUCGUCGUGUACGACGGAGUCUGUCAUCUUUGCCAUGGAGGUGUGAAGUGGAUAAUCAAAGCUGAUAAGUACAGAAAGAUAAAGUUCUGUUGUCUUCAGUCUAAAGCAGCUGAGCCUUAUCUAGAAGUGAGUGGUGUCACUAGAGAGGAUGUUCAGAAACGAUUUCUCUUCAUUGAAGGUCUCGGCUUUUACCAUCAGGCAUCAACCGCUGCACUCAGAGUGGUAUCAUACUUACCUCUGCCUUAUUCCGCAUUGAACGCGUUCUCCAUAGUUCCCACUCCUCUGAGAGACUCGGUGUAUGACUAUGUGGCGAAGAAUCGCUAUGACUGGUUUGGAAAAGCUGAGGAUUGCUUGGUUCUGAAUGACAAAGAGCUGUUGGAGAGGUUUAUAGACCGAGAUGAACUCAUUAAUCGAAGCUAAUGACGACCCUUUGAACAAUUUGGAGUUUGAAUAUAGAGAUCUAAAGGGAUAUAACUAGAGGAAAUUGUCCAAGUAUCAAAGCUUAUUAGGUUUGUGUUAGGUUUCUGAACACUAAUCACAAGGGGCUUAACAACCUUCCAAAGCUAAAUCAGCAUAAUCUUCUUUGCUACUUCUAUAAUUACUUCAGACAAAGCAGUAAGUUUUUGGCACGAAAAAAUAAUUCCAAAUUGAUUAUUUCA
This is a messenger RNA of Arabidopsis thaliana (thale cress), 1001 nucleotides long. RefSeq names its product Putative thiol-disulfide oxidoreductase DCC. The record is from RefSeq and is marked reviewed. The transcript has 3 exons. Gene Ontology annotation, molecular function: protein-disulfide reductase activity. Lineage: Eukaryota; Viridiplantae; Streptophyta; Magnoliopsida; Brassicales; Brassicaceae. Bases 121 to 762 code for a protein of 213 amino acids.